AGAGAAUUUGUGCUCUAGGAAUUGGGCGAUUUUUUAAAAAAUUUGAACUCAAAAUAUCUGAAUUACUCGUUUUCUCUCUCCUCUUUAAAACCUAAAAACUCUUAAGCUCUACACUACAUCUACCGCCGCUGCCCGCUUCACACCCUCACCGCCGCGGUGCCGCCUCAGACGGUCACGGACGCUGCCUACCUGUCGCUGCUGGUUGUCGCCAGUGGCUGUGGCUGCUCACAGUCUUUCUUUACAAAAACCCUAAACAUCAAAAUUUUGAUUUUUUUAUAGGUAUUUCAAAAAAUUGACUUUUGGAUCGUCUUUUGGCACUACUAAUUCAAAAUCUGAAAAUUCACCAACUGCCCUAGAAGAAGCUCAAUUGCCUGAACAACAUACCCCUUCUUCUGCUCAAAAAAGUAGAAUUGAUGUAAGUGUUCUUCCCUCCAAUUCUUGCUGAUAGAUUGUCAAUUUCAAAUUAUGAUGUGAUCGUGAUGAGGUAAGAAGAGCUUAUAUUCAAAGAGGUCCUUAUCAACCCAAAAAUGAUACUUAUCCCCAAACUAUAUUGUCUGGAUAUGCACGUCGAUUUAACAAGUCGUGGUAUGAUAAGUAUUCUAAUUGGUUAGAACAUAGUCUCAAGAAUGAUGCUUUUUGUUGCUUGUGUUAUUUGUUUGCAACUGAAAGUGAAAUUGCAAGUCACUAUGGAGGAUACAUAUUCAUUAGUAAAGGUUUAAGGACUUGGAAUAAUAUCAAAAGAUUUGAUAAACAUAUUGGGGGACCGGAUAGUAUUCAGAAUCAAUGUGUGAAAAGAUGUGAAGAUCUUUAUUUUCUACUGAUUAGUAAUGGAGGAGACACAUUCAUUAGUAAAGGUCUUAGGACUUGGAAUAAUACCGAAUAGUAUUCGUAGUUUUGAGUUGGAUACUUUUAUUGAUAGUUUUUCUAUCGAUUAGUGGUUUUCAAGCUUAUGUACUCUUGGUGAAUUCUCCAAAACAUUAGUUCAAUCCGAUUUGUACAAGUCUUGCCCAAAUUUUUAUAAGCUUUUGAAGUUGAAGUUGAUUUUGCCUGUAUCCAUAGCAACAAUUGAAAGAGUGUUCUCAACAAUAAUGAUUAUCAAAACUGAGUUGCACAACAAGAUAUCUGGGGUUUUCUUCAAGAAUUUGAAACAGUGUGCAUGUUGUAAAGAAGUAUAAUGGAACGUCUAGCAAAUUCAUGGCGCAUGUCUCUGAAUGAGAAGAAUUUUAUAGAAACAGCAUUGCUCUUGGACGUUAGAGCUGAUGGACGAUCGCCAUUAGAUUACCGUGAAUUAAAGAUCGAGUUUGGAAGAGAAAAUGGAUCAUCUGUUGUAGAGUUGGGGCAGACUCGUGUAAUGAGUUGUGUAACUGCGCAGCUAGUACAACCUUUUAGAGACAGACCCAACGAAGGAUCCCUUACUAUUUAUAUUGAGUUUUCUUCGAUGGCAGAUCCUUCAUUUGAGCCUGGUCGUCCUGGGGAGUCUGCCGUAGAGUUGGGCCGCAUCAUUGAUCGUGGUCUCAGGGAGAGCAGAGCAGUUGAUACAGAAUCACUCUGUGUUUGUGCUGGAAAACUAGCAUGGUCUGUCCGCAUUGAUAUUCAGAUUCUGGAUAAUGGAGGAAAUCUUGUUGAUGCUGCAAAUAUUGCAGCUUUAGCCGCUCUUAUGACAUUUCGACGGUCUGAAUGUACAAUUGGAGAAGAUGGACAGGAAGUAGUGGUGCAUCCACCACAGGUGCGGGAACCAUGUGCUUUGAUAAUUCAUCAUCUUCCUAUAGCGGUAACAUUUGCGUUUAUGACUCAAGAUAACAUUUUGGUGAUUGACCCAUCCUAUUACGAAGAGGCUAUUAUGAAAGGAAGAAUGACAGUCACUCUUAAUGCAAAUGAAGAUGUCUGUGCCAUUCAAAAAGCCGGGGAAGUUGGUAUUGGUGCAAGUGUUAUUAUACAGUGUUUGCGAAUUGCUGCUGUGAAGGCUGUUGAAAUAACAGGAAAGCUUGAAACUGCUGUCAAAUCAUACAAUGCUGAUAGAGAAAAUCAAAGGACUAAGCUCUUAUCUUCUAUGGAGUUAUUGCAUAUUAAUCCAUCAAACUCAUAUACGAGGGAUGACAAAUUUCAUUUUAUUUGUGAGAACAAUGAUUUGGAAGCUAAAAAACCUUCAUGUAAAGGGAAGGUGGAUGCAUAUAAAACUGAAGCUAGAGUGAAGGGCGGCCCUCUUUGUUGGGAUCCAUUUUCCAAAGGUGUGGACUCAAGACAUCUCAGAGCCUCUCUCUUUUCCCAUGGUAAAUUGAUGGUUGCCAAGGCGAACGAAGCACUUGUUGAAGGCCACCAGCUGGACUCUAAGUUGGAGUUGAAAUCGUCUGAGAUAGUAGAGAGAAACUCUUCUUUAGGAUCAUCUGCCAAUGCUAUUGAUGUCGAAAUAAAAUCCAAUGGCAUAAAGACACUAAAAGAUGCUGUAAAACCCAAAAUCAAGAGGAAAAAACCGUUGUUUUCAAACACAUUGUAAUUGUACUAGUUAGGCUAAAAGUAUGUUAGUUCUGAGAUGAAUUAUAUGUCGAUUCUGCCAUAUAAGAAAAUUGUGAGUUGUGACAUUGAGUAUUUUCUAGGAUGUCUUUUUUUUCCUUUCAUUGUAUAGAGUAUGUAAUUUGAUUACUUGUAUGUAUCUCAUUGUAAAUUUUACUUAA
Molecule: messenger RNA, 2672 nt
Organism: Amaranthus tricolor (Joseph's coat)
Lineage: Eukaryota; Viridiplantae; Streptophyta; Magnoliopsida; Caryophyllales; Amaranthaceae
Product: exosome complex component RRP45A-like
Exons: 11
Coding region: 1175-2494 (439 amino acids)
Biological process (GO): U1 snRNA 3'-end processing; U5 snRNA 3'-end processing; TRAMP-dependent tRNA surveillance pathway
Cellular component (GO): cytoplasmic exosome (RNase complex); nuclear exosome (RNase complex)
Source: RefSeq, a predicted model, not a curated record